Molecule: messenger RNA, 6505 nt
Organism: Hipposideros armiger (great roundleaf bat)
Lineage: Eukaryota; Metazoa; Chordata; Mammalia; Chiroptera; Hipposideridae
Gene: CNNM1
Product: cyclin and CBS domain divalent metal cation transport mediator 1
Exons: 12
Coding region: 1278-4187 (969 amino acids)
Biological process (GO): transport; magnesium ion homeostasis
Cellular component (GO): plasma membrane
Molecular function (GO): transmembrane transporter activity
Source: RefSeq, a predicted model, not a curated record
CUAUUCUUGAUUGUGAUGGUUACAUGAAUGUGCAUUUCUCAAAACUUAUAGAAUAGCAUGCCAAAAAGUGAAUUCUGCUAUAUAAAUUUAAAAAAUAAAUGCGUAAAAGUAAAAAUAAAGUAAUAGGCCCAUGCUAAAUUCAAACAAUACAAGUAAUUCAGUAAAAAGCCUCCCUCUCAAAUCUUUGUGGUGAUAGAAUAAUAGUUUUGUAUUUUGAGUGCAGUGGUGGUUACACAAAUCCACACAUGUGAUAAAAUGACAUAGAACUAUACACACACUUUAUACCAAUGUCAAUUUCCUGCUUUUUGUCUUAUACUAUAGUUAGGAUGUAACCAUUGCGGGGGAAACUGGGUAAAGGAUUCUGGGAGCUCUAUUAUUUUGCAACUUUGUGUGUGUGUGUGUGUGUGUGUGUAUGUGUUUUAAGUAUCUUCCAACCAAGCUUCCAGACUCUAGUCCUGCUCUCCAGAGGCAAACGCUAUUACAAAUUUCUUUCAUAUGCUCUGCAUAUGAAAUCGAAUAUCUCAUAUAUGGAUGUGUACAUAUAAAUUUAUACACGCUUAUAACACAAACAGUACCAUGUUAUACACAUUGUUCUGCACCUUUCUAUUUUUAACUAACUCUUACUUUGGAGGUUUUUCCAUAUCACAAACACGUGGAUCCACAUCAUUCUUUUUCCCUGCUUCAUAAUAUUCCAUCACACAUUGGUAGCAUGCUUUAUUUCAAGUUUCUUAGCGGUGGACAGUCCGGUCUUAACAAGGAAUUGAAUUUAAGUAAUUUAGACAUUUUUAAAAUAUGAAAGGUGAGCUGGAGUUGAGACUAAACACAAAGUUUUCACAGGUUCAAGACUUGCCUCCAAAAUAGCUUUUGACCGGAAGAGGAACGCCAGAGGCUGGAGAGGCAAAACGCUGGGAAAUUUCCUCGGCCAAUGGGGAAGCGGUGGGGCGGUCAGAGAAUUACUGCCGGGUAGGAUUUCGCUGAGGGGCGCCCUACUGCUGGAGUUGGAGGCCAUACUCCAAGCCAAGCUCUCCCCAGGCUGCUGCUCGGCCAUACCGAAGUGCGUCAGGGUUAUGCACCAUGUAGUGAUGCGUGGCGGUCUCCAGCCUCAGGCAGGGAUCCACUCCCCAGGCAGAUUCUGAACCCCCACCGCCUCCAGCCCACGCGCGCAGGGGGCGUACACGUGGUGACCUGCCUGGGGCCGGUUCCCUGCUCGGGCUCCUCCUCCUUCCAGCUCUCGUUCUGCUUUCUGCAGUAUCACGUGCAGCCGCGCCGGGUGCAGGAUGGCGGCGGCUGCAGCCGCGGUGGGCGUCAGGCUCUGGGACUGCUGCAGCCAGGGCGCUGUGCUCCUGCUCUUCUUCUCCCUGUCCCCUAGGCCACCGGCCGCCGCCGCCUGGCUGCUGGGCCUGCGGCCCGAGGACACCGCUGGAGGCCGCGUGUCCCUGGAGGGGGGCACCCUGCGCGCGGCAGAAGGCACCAGCUUCCUCCUGCGGGUGUAUUUCCAGCCUGGGCCCGCGGCGCCUGUGGCGCCGGUGCCCGCACCCACCCUUUCAACGGGGGUGAACGGCACCGGCGACUGGGCUCCGCGGCUUGUGUUUAUCGAGGAGCCCCCGGGCGGGAGCGGCGUGGCGCCCAGCGCUGUCCCCACGCGCCCCCCGGGGCCGCAGCGCUGCCGAGAGCAGAGCGACUGGGCGUCGGACGUGGAGGUCCUGGGGCCCCUGCGCCCCGGAGGCGUGGCAGGCUCGGCUCUAGUCCAGGUGCGGGUGCGGGAGCUGCGCAAGGGCGAGGCAGAGCGGGGCGGCGCGGGCGGUGGCGGGAAGCUCUUCUCGCUGUGCGCCUGGGACGGGCGCGCCUGGCACCACCACGGCGCCGCCGGCGGCUUCCUGCUGCGCGUCCGCCCGCGGCUCUAUGGCCCGGGCGGGGGCCUGCUACCCCCUCCGUGGCUGCGGGCUCUUGGGACGCUUCUGCUGCUCGCCCUGUCUGCCCUGUUCAGCGGCCUGCGCCUGAGCCUGCUCUCGCUGGACCCGGUGGAGUUACGGGUGCUGCGGAACAGCGGCUCGGCCGCCGAGCAGGAGCAGGCGCGCCGUGUACAAGCCGUGCGCGGCAGGGGCACACAGCUGCUCUGCACCCUGCUCCUGGGCCAAGCCGGAGCCAACGCGGCCCUGGCCGGCUGGCUGUACACUUCGCUGCCGCCGAGCGUCGGGGAUCCCGGGGAAGACUACGGCGAGGCAGGGCUUCACUUCCCGUGGCUGCCGGCACUCGUGUGCACCGGCGCCGUGUUCCUGGGCGCUGAGAUCUGCCCCUAUUCAGUGUGUUCUCGGCACGGGCUGGCCAUUGCUUCGCACAGCGUCUGCCUGACCCGGCUGCUGAUGGCAGCCGCCUUCCCCGUGUGCUACCCGCUGGGCCGACUGCUGGACUGGGCUUUGCGCCAGGAGAUCAGCACCUUCUACACGCGGGAGAAGCUGCUGGAGACGCUGCGGGCGGCGGACCCCUACAGCGACCUGGUGAAAGAGGAACUCAACAUCAUCCAGGGCGCCCUGGAGCUGCGCACCAAAGUGGUGGAGGAGGUGCUGACCCCCCUCGGAGAUUGCUUCAUGCUGCGCUCUGACGCUGUGCUCGACUUCGCCACGGUCUCCGAGAUCCUGCGCAGUGGCUACACUCGCAUCCCCGUGUACGAGGGCGACCAGAGGCACAACAUUGUGGACAUUCUGUUUGUCAAGGACUUGGCCUUCGUGGACCCCGAUGACUGCACCCCACUCCUCACCGUCACCCGCUUCUACAACCGGCCCCUGCACUGUGUCUUCAAUGAUACCCGGCUGGACACGGUGCUGGAGGAGUUUAAAAAGGGGAAAUCUCACCUGGCCAUUGUCCAGCGGGUAAAUAAUGAGGGAGAAGGGGAUCCCUUCUAUGAGGUGAUGGGCAUCGUCACACUGGAGGACAUCAUAGAGGAGAUCAUUAAGUCGGAGAUCCUGGAUGAAACUGACCUCUACACCGACAAUCGGAAAAAGCAGAGGGUCCCGCACCGGGAGAGGAAGCGGCAUGACUUUUCCUUGUUUAAGCUUUCUGACUCGGAGAUGCGGGUGAAGAUCUCUCCACAGCUCCUGCUGGCCACACACCGCUUCAUGGCCACAGAAGUGGAGCCCUUUAAGUCUCUGUACCUCUCAGAGAAGAUCCUGCUUCGGCUCCUGAAACAUCCCAACGUGAUCCAGGAGCUGAAGUUUGAUGAGAAGAACAAGAAAGCCCCAGAACACUACCUCUACCAGCGCAACCGACCUGUGGACUAUUUUGUGCUGCUUCUCCAGGGGAAGGUGGAGGUGGAGGUUGGGAAGGAAGGCCUUCGCUUCGAGAAUGGAGCCUUCACCUACUAUGGCGUCCCAGCCAUCAUGACCACUGCGUGCUCAGAUAACGACAUGCGGAAGGUGGGAAGUCUGGCUGGAUCCUCUGUCUUUCUGCCCGUCUCUGUGUCCCAUACCUUCGCCUUCAGCAGAGGGGACUCUCUGGCAGGCUCCCCAGUCAACCGCUCCCCUUCUCGCUGCAGUGGGUUGAACCGCUCCGAGUCUCCCAGCCGUGAGCGCAGUGACUUUGGGGGAAGCAACAGCCAGCUGUGCUGUAGCAGCAACAACCUCUACACUCCUGACUACUCGGUCCACAUCCUCAGCGACGUGCAGUUUGUGAAGAUCACACGGCAGCAGUACCAGAAUGCACUCACCGCCAGUCACAUGGACAGCUCACCCCAGUCCCCCGACAUGGAGGCCUUCACUGACGGAGACUCCACCAAGGCUCCCACGACCCGGGGCACACCCCAGACCCCCAAGGAUGAUCCUGCUGUCACCCUCCUGAACAACAGGAACAGCCUGAGGUGCAGCCGCUCAGGUGGGCUGAGAAGCCCCAGCGAGGUUGUGUACCUGAGGAUGGAGGAGAUGGCCUUCACCCAGGAGGAUAUGACAGACUUCGAGGAGCACAGCACCCAGCACCUCUCGCUAUCUCCUGCAGCUGUUCCCACGAGAGCAGCAUCAGAUAGUGAACGUUGCAACAUCAACCUGGACACAGAAACCAGCCCCUGCAGUAGCGACUUCGAGGAAACCGUGGGCAAGAGGCUGCUGAGAACCUUCAGUGGUCGAAAAAGAAAGAAGUCAUCUGAUGGAGAGAGGGCCUCUGAGGACAACUCCAAUCUAACGCCUCUGAUCACAUGACAGGGCAGACAGCCUUUGUCGGGUGCGUGAGAUUCCAGAGCUUUGGGGGAGAACCCACCCUCCCAUCAUCUGCUUCUCCCCAAGGCCUCCCACAGGUGACAGAGUGUCCGCUUUCCUCAUCACCUCUUCACCCCUGUCCGUUGGGCAGAUUUUCCCUCGUUGCCUCCAGUUUGACUCAAAGCCUUGCUGUGGCCAUAAUGAAAUGAGGUGCCUCCAGUGGAACAUGCUAGAAAUGGUCUUGUCCACAGGCCAGUCUGGGACUGGAGAAGAAAUUACCCCAAGCUGACAAUGCCACUCUGGGACCCCUGAUGCCCUUUUUGUUCUUUGAGAUCCCCUGAUGCCAUAUUUCACGCUUAGCUUAGCUCAGAAGUUGCCACUGGCAAACAGGCACAUAGGAGGCUGGAGUAGCAGGUAUGAAGGUUAGCUCAGGAGAUGCACCAAGAAUUCCUCCAUGACUUUAGGGCAGUGGGACUCACCCAUGUGGGCAUGUGAAGUUACAGUACAGAAAACUGUCAGUGACCGGUUUCCUGUUAGAUAAAGGUUCCAGCAGCCUGGGAAGUGCGUCUCAGCUGGAAUGGAAAGAAUGUGAGAUGGAACCUCAAGUCACUGUUUCUCCCAGGGAUACAUCUUGCUUUGGCUUCCGAUCUGCAGUGAUCGAUCCAUCAAUAAAUCUGCUCUGCAAGAGAAGGAGCAGGGAGCAGAAAGAUCCAAUUGGGAGCCAGAGAUGGAACUUCAGGUUUUCAGUUCAAAUAAAAGCAAAAAAAUUAUAUGGAAAAAUUCUAAGCUGUUAAAGCAAGUUUAGCCAUGACAAACCAAAGAGUGCCCAGGUCAGCCAAGAAGGAUGCAAGUUCUCAUGGGACUUCAAUGUGCAUUACACAGGAACAUUGAAGAAUCAUUCUUCUUUUUCAUCCGUCACCCCACCCCCCAGCCCUUACUGCAUCCCAGCAGGUCAGCUAAGUGUACUUUAUUCCAAGAACGUAUUAGAACGCUGGUUUUUCACCAGGAUGUGGGGGCGAUGCAAUUCCAAGCAUAACCACCAGAUGGCAGGAUUACAGCACAUACCUACUUGAAGAAUAAUUCUGAUCAGAGCACAUAGCCAGCCUUAGGGAAAAUGUGGAAGUUAAGUGAAGAUUGUCUUUGGGACAACGGCGUUCCUUUCUGAUCUGUCUCCCACCCUUGGGUUCCCUGGAUCAGGGAUCCAGUGAUCCAGUGCUGUCUGCUGAACCUCCAAACCAUUUCCUAACUUUUCCCUGGGGCAUAGCAUCCAGGCUUAUCUCCCCUUCCUCCACAGCCAUUUCUCCUACGUCCCCACACCCACUGAAUCAAUAACCACAUGGAGAGGGGGACACCGAUCAUUCCUCUGGGUUAUUUGCAGCUCAAAAGAAAAUGUUUGCCCACAGGAACCUUUAACUCAGGGGUCCUUAACUUGGGGUCCGUCACCCCGGGGUCCAUUGUUGGACUUCAGAGAGUCUAUGAAACCCAUAACACUGUAGGAAUUUAGUGUAUGUGUUCUUAUGCCUAUUCCCUCCCCCCCCCCUCCCGAGGGCUAAAGCUUUCAUGAGAUUCUCAAAGGUCUUAGACCCACAAAAGGUUAAAAACCACUGUUUUAACUGAAAGUGGAACUUUCAGCCUAAAGUUUCUGCAAUGCAGAGAGUGAACACUGGGCAGUGUGAGACAGAUUUUUAGUUGUAAGUGGUCUUCACGAGUGUCCAUGAAAUCGAUGGGGAACGCCAGCACCCACCGAGAAGUGGAAAUCCUCGGAAAUUCUUGUCACACCCUAGGCUACUGUAUAACCUACACCCCAUGUAACUUUGUCCCCUCUUCCCCUCCAAACCAGAGCAGGUGUUGCAAACAGGAGGGCCACAGCAUGUGGAAGUGAAGACUUUCCAGCUGGCGAUGCCUGUUCCGGCCAUGUCUUACUGACUUCACACCCCUGCCUGGCACCCCCUGAGUCUCAGCAGUGCAUGACUUCUCAUAGAUAGCUCCACAGCUACCACCCACCCCCAACACCUACUUUUGCCUGGUAGGAAUAGGCAAAGUGCCCCUCUCCUACAACCCCCAUGCUGAGUGCCUCACCAGCAAACAGUGUCAGGAACUCCCAUCAUGCAGUUCUUGCCCAGCUGCCACUGGCCCCUAGGGGGCCUGCCUGGCUAGUGUUCCUUACAUUACUUAGGCCACGGGGCUCAGGCCACUGCUGUUGCAUUACAUCCAUCCCUUUGCAGAAUCCUAAGGAGCCUGUCACCUAUUCCCCACCCCCAAGAUUUUCUUCAGGUUCAAAAACAAAGUUUAAAAACAAAAAGAGGAUUCUAAUUUUAAAA